Messenger RNA from Ochotona princeps (American pika), 2533 nucleotides. It is a transcript of the gene TMEM139, whose product is annotated as transmembrane protein 139. The record is from RefSeq and is a predicted model, not a curated record. The transcript has 2 exons. NCBI's taxonomy places the organism in Eukaryota, Metazoa, Chordata, Mammalia, Lagomorpha, Ochotonidae. The coding region runs from base 756 to 1445 and encodes 229 amino acids.
AAGUCCUGACAGAGGAACUACCUCUGUUUGAGGGGAGGGGCUGCCUCAGGAUUGCUAUGUUUUAGAGAAAUGUUUCCCUUCUUAGCCUUGUACUCAUUCCUGGCAGGAAACUUGAAACCUGAGUUUUGUGAGUUAGGUCCAUGGAGAGUGGGGGGAGCCCGGUGAUCUGGGGAACGGCAGAGGGCAGGAGUUACCAGGCCCUCUAGCCAUAGCCGCAGACUGUUGUCUGUGAAACUCUUCCUUACACAGCUGUGUCCUGUAUGCACGAUCUGUCUCCAGUGAGGGUGUGUACAGUCAGAGGACUGUGCAGGAAAGGAGAAGACAGACUCAGAAAGGGCCUGUGCUGCUGUGUGGCCUUCUGUCCCCGGCAGGUCAGACUGAGGGCCUCUGCCUGAGAGGUAGGAGCCAUCAUGGAGAAAAGGCAGGGCCCGCCCCAUCACCUGGAUUCCAAGGAUGCCGGUGUGCACUGAGGUCCCAGCAAGGGCCUUCCUGGGACUGGCUCCUGGAUGGUGUCCUAGAGGAACGGAGCCAGAAGGAAAGAAAACAGGAAGAGAGCCCGAGCUGUGAUACAAUAAACAUGCCUGACGGCUGGCAGAGAAAACACCUGGGCUGGCUUUCUGGCCAUUCCCCAUCACUGAUAUCUAGAGACAGAAAGAGUUGGCUAGACCUCUGCAGUAAUGCAGGUGACUUAGGAUGGAAGAACCUGAAAAUCAAAGGAAGAGAGUAUAUUUACCUUGUUAUUAGAUGUAGAGGUGAUGCCAACUGGUUCAGACACGACAGCUGUGUCUCUUUUUGCAGGAGCCUGGGGAGGGGCCAUGGUGCCAAGCCAGUUGUGGGGGAGACUGGAGAAGCCGCUCCUCUUCCUGUGCUGCGCCUCCCUCCUCCUCGGGCUGGCUUUGCUGGGCGUUCGGCCGGACAUCGCCCCAGUGGCUUAUUUCUUUUUCAUCCUGAGCGGCUUAUUUUUGUGUGCCUGCCUCCUGUCCUGUUUUCUGGAAUGGGGGUUCCGAUCAGUAGAGACAGAGAGCCCAGGGGCCUCAGGCAAUGCACGGGACAAUGAAGCCUUUGAGGUGCCGACCUAUGAAGAAGCUGUGGUGGGAUCACAGCCCCACCCCCAAGAACAGGAUCAACCACCCCCUUACAGCAGCAUUGAAAUCCCCCCAGGACUUGAAGGGGGGCAGCCUGGCCACCAAGAGGAGAACAGCAGGGACAGACUGAGAAGGCGAGUGGGCUCGGAGGGAUCCAUGACGCAGAGAGCUAACCCUGGGAGAACUCCACUCAGUCUCCGGCCUCGGGGAGCACGGGUGGUGUCCACAGCCCCUGAUCUGCAGAGCUUGCGGGAACUCCCCAAAGCAGAGCCUCUGACACCACCCCCUGCCUACGAGGUCUGCUUUGGUCCCCCCGAGGAUGACAACGUCUUCUAUGAAGACAACUGGACGCCACCCUAAAUGACUCUCCCAGCACUGAUCAUCUCUCCACAGCAGACCCGCUCACGCACGCAAUCAGCAUUUCCUCAUGCCUGCUGUGUGUCAGGAACUGUGCUACUGCCUGGACACCGCAAAUGGGGACUUGAACCCAGAGGGGAGUGAGGCGACGGUAAGCCCUUCCUGUUUGGGAUGAGGAGUUUUCUGGAAACAUUCAGUGACCUACCCGUGUCCAGUAUUUGCAGAAGUAGAUGGGUGGUGAGAUAGGGAGGUGAUUCAGAGAGAGGAGGAAGUGACAUCUGAGUGACAAAAAACACAUUGUUUUUAUUGCAGGUGUUUUCGCUCUAUUAGAUUCCUUGCAAGGUAUUACUCUCAUUGAAACAAGAGUGUUCCGAAGCUGAGAGGGGUUCGAUAACUUGCACAAAGGUGCACUGGUAGUUAAUAUCAUUAAAAAAAAAAAACUUGAACUUGUGAUUCUGAAGCCUGUUGUGUUUUCAGUACAAGGUAACUUGAAGGUGAGGCCAGCUCUCUCAGUCUAUCUUGGGAGAAGCACUGACAUGGGGUGGGAGAUUUUAUAUAUAGACAUAAGGGGCAGGGUGGUCUAACAUGACUGGGAAUACCCCACCAAAGUGAAUCAAAGCUCUAAUGGGCCCACCUUCGGAAGGGUGGUGGCUCAGGCAUCACUUUAGCUCCUGCUUAGGGGCCAAAGAACAGUUCCCCACUGGGUCUGAAAGCCGUGGAAUGAGUGGUUGCCAGUUUGACAAAGGAUGGAGGUGAGUGAUAGAAAAUAAUAAUAAUUUUUAGAGAAGCAAGAGGGAUUAGUAUCUGAGGAAACUACUUUCUCUUGAGGCAUCUCUGUUAAAACUCCCGGGUCACUAAUCCCGUCAGCGCAUCCCUAGUGUGUUACCUCAGGCUCCUGCCCUGCUUCCUCAGUUCCCAGUAAGGAUACCAGGCUUUCCAGGCUGCGGCUGUGCUGCAGGUUUUGCUCAUUGGGAGCGAUUACCCUAUCACUAACCCCACACUACGCGCAGGCCUUCAUUGCGCGGGCGUUCUCUCAGUGUUUUCCACCCUCCCGACUUAAACAUUUCAAUAAAGCGAGAUCGACGACCUUC